UUGUGAAAGGAAGACAUUUGAAUUUCUCUCGUUCAUGUCAGCAAGAUCGAAGGCCAACCAUUGCCGAUAAGCAAUCCCUGAAUUCUGGUGGUACGCCCCCCAUCCUCAACCACUCAUAUUUCUUUCCCAAUUUUCUUGUUUGGAUUUGGCGGUCUUACUCUUACAUGAGCGUGUUAAGUGAAGAACAACGAAUCAUCAUUCUUCGCCUCCUUACCUAACCUUUCAAACCCAGAAAUGGCUGUUGCUUCCCUAUGCCAAUCCACUAUGAAUUCCCAGGUCAGUGGGUUGAUCGGAGGUCUCACUUUUCAGAAACUAGCCCUCUCUCAACCGACCUCUCUUACCUUUUCGAGGAGAAGCUACAAAAAUGUGGUGAAAGCUUCAGCUCGGGUUGAUAAAUACUCAAAAUCUGAAAUCAUUGUCUCUCCCUCAAUCCUCUCUGCUAACUUUGCCAAAUUGGGAGAGCAGGUCAAAGCUGUGGAACUGGCAGGUUGUGAUUGGAUUCAUGUUGAUGUAAUGGAUGGUCGUUUUGUUCCAAAUAUCACGAUUGGACCUCUUGUUGUCGAUGCUCUACGCCCCGUGACAGAUCUUCCUUUAGAUGUGCAUUUGAUGAUUGUGGAGCCAGAACAGCGUGUGCCAGACUUUAUAAAAGCUGGUGCUGAUAUCGUUAGUGUUCAUUGCGAGCAAUCUUCUACAAUCCAUCUGCAUCGCACCCUUAAUCAAAUAAAAAGUCUUGGAGCUAAAGCUGGAGUGGUUCUAAAUCCUGCUACUUCACUCAGCACAAUAGAAUAUGUUCUUGAUGUGGUUGAUUUGGUCUUAAUUAUGUCGGUAAAUCCUGGUUUUGGUGGGCAAAGCUUUAUUGAGAGCCAAGUAAAGAAAAUCUCAGAAUUAAGAAGAUUAUGUGCUGAAAAGGGAGUUAACCCAUGGAUCGAAGUGGACGGUGGCGUCGGUCCAGCCAAUGCAUAUAAGGUCAUAGAGGCUGGAGCUAAUGCUUUAGUUGCAGGUUCUGCUGUUUUUGGAGCUAAAGAUUAUGCAGAGGCCAUAAAAGGAAUCAAAACGAGCAAAAGGCCCGAGGCAGUUCCAGUGUGAAAGUGACUUGUACAAGAUCUGAGCUGUUUCAAUUAAUAGUAUUGCUGUGUUCUUCAUUGCCACAGAUAAAUCUCCAACUGCAUAGAUAGCAGAACGUUGUGUUCUUCAAGCUCGUCUCAGCUAUGGUUGCCAGCUUCACAGUUUUAUUCCCGUGUGAAAAGAAGCCUGUAGAUUUGUUAUGUACUAUAGCAUCUCAGUAUAAAUUCAAUAAUAUAAACAAAUGACUUGACUUGGAUUCAAGUGAAUAAAAAUUUUAUGAAUCGGGUUA
Cucurbita pepo subsp. pepo (vegetable marrow) is the source of this 1354-nucleotide messenger RNA. Its product is annotated as ribulose-phosphate 3-epimerase, chloroplastic. Lineage: Eukaryota; Viridiplantae; Streptophyta; Magnoliopsida; Cucurbitales; Cucurbitaceae. Gene Ontology annotation, molecular function: D-ribulose-phosphate 3-epimerase activity. The record is from RefSeq and is a predicted model, not a curated record. Gene Ontology annotation, biological process: carbohydrate metabolic process; pentose-phosphate shunt.